Rhinichthys klamathensis goyatoka is the source of this 2253-nucleotide messenger RNA. RefSeq names its product frizzled class receptor 6 (gene fzd6). Gene Ontology annotation, biological process: non-canonical Wnt signaling pathway; canonical Wnt signaling pathway. The coding region runs from base 149 to 2080 and encodes 643 amino acids. Gene Ontology annotation, cellular component: plasma membrane. Gene Ontology annotation, molecular function: Wnt-protein binding; Wnt receptor activity. The record is from RefSeq and is a predicted model, not a curated record. The transcript is spliced from 7 exons. Lineage: Eukaryota; Metazoa; Chordata; Actinopteri; Cypriniformes; Leuciscidae.
GCGCAUGCGCACACCUGCGUUUAGUUUUUCUCGGAAGUCACAAACUCCUGCAAAGCUAUUGUUUCUCUUCUGGAUAAGUUAAAGACUUUCACCGGUGGAGAAUGACCUAGAUGAUUUUGUACCUGAAAUUUCCCAGAGGUCCUCCUGAAUGAUGCGGGUCCCGCUGUGGUUGUGUGUGUGUGUCCUGACGCUGGACUCGAGCGCGAGCCACACACUCUUCACCUGUGAGCCGGUGCGAGUGCAGUGGUGUGUCCACAUGCCCUACAACACCACCUUCUUCCCCAACAUGCUGGAGCACUACGACCAGGACAUCGCUGCGCUGAAGAUGAAGCUCUUCAUGCCGCUGGCCAGCCUGCGCUGUUCUCCAGACGUGCAUCUGUUCCUGUGCCAGGCCUUCGUUCCCGAGUGCCGGGAUCACACACGUGUGCUGCGCCCGUGCCGAGAGCGGUGUGAGCGAGUGCAGUCCGACUGUAGCAGAGACAUGCUAACCUUCGGAAUCAGCUGGCCGUCAGAGCUGCGGUGCGACCGAUUGGAAUCGUGCCGCUUUUCUCCGGACGGUUCUGCCGUCUCAGCUGUAGAGGAAUUGACCACGUCCAGAAGCUCCCCGUCAUCUGGUCGGGAUCUGGGGUUCUGGUGUCCGCUGCAUCUGAAGACUCGGACCGGUCAGGCCGGCUCUUUUCUCGGGGCUCAAGACUGCGCUCCGCCCUGCGACAACAUGUUCCUGAAACCACACGAGGUUCAAUUGGCGAAGACCUUCAUCGGCGUGUGUUCCGCCGUGUGCUUGUGUGCAACUCUCUUCACAUCUCUCACAUUCCUCAUCGAUGUCCAGCGGUUCCGCUACCCUGAACGGCCCAUCAUCUUCUACUCCGUCUGCUACACUUGUGUCUCUCUGGUGUAUUUCAUUGGUUUUCUGCUGGAUACGGAGGCGGCGUGCGUGGAGCCGAGUGUGCCGGGCCGCGCGGCUACGGUGGUGCUAGGAGCCCAGAGCCGCGGCUGCACGCUGCUCUUCAUGCUGCUCUACUUCUGCUCCACCGCAGGGAUGGUGUGGUGGGUCAUCCUCACCAUCACAUGGUUUCUGGCCGCAGGGCCCAAGUGGAGCUGCGAGGCCAUCGAGAAGAAGGCGGUGUGGUUCCACGCGGUGGCCUGGGGUCUCCCCGGAGCGCUAACAGUUUCGCUGCUAGCACUUGGGAAGGUGGAGGGAGACGGCGUGAGCGGCGUGUGCUUCGUCGGCCUGUACGAUCUGGCAGCGCUACGCUGGUUCGUCGUGGCACCGCUAGCCCUCGGGGUUCUGGUCGGCCUGUCGCUGCUGCUCGCCGGCAUCGUGUCUCUGAACCACGUGCGGCAGGUGAUCCAGCACGACGAGCGCAACCAGGAGAAGCUGAAGAAGUUCAUGAUCCGCAUCGGCGUGUUCAGUGGCCUGUACCUGCUGCCGCUGCUGGCGCUGCUCGGCUGCUACCUGUACGAACAAGCCCAGCGCGAGUCCUGGGAGAACAGCUGGAUCCGCCGGCACUGCCAGGAGUUCAGCAUCCCCUGCUCCCGCCGCAGUGUGGAUGUGGAGCGGCCUGAGCUCUCCCUGUUCCUCAUCAAGUAUCUGAUGACGCUGGUGGUGGGAAUAUCAGCCGUGUUCUGGGUCAGCAGUAAGAAGACCUGCUGGGAGUGGGCCUCAUUCUUCAAGAGAACGCGCAAGAAAGACCCCAUCAGCGAGAGCCGGCGUGUCCUGCAGGAGUCCUGCGAGUUCUUCCUCAAGCACAACAGCCGUGUUCAACAGCACAAGUCCAAACACUACAAGUCCUCCUCACACAAGCUCAAGGUCGUGUCCAAGUCCACGGGCACCAGCACAGGCAUGCACACACCCGUCACCGGUAACCAUGACAACACGCCUGUCACCGGUAACCAUGACAACACACCCGUCUCCACGGCGAUCCACAACCACAGUGUGUGUGAUGCGCCUGGUUCCUCCGAACGCAUCGGGUCGAUGGAGAGACGCAGUAGAGCCGACGCUGAAAGCGCACACAGGUUGACUCCCAAAGAUGAAGUGGAGGCUGGCCAGAGCUCCGCCCACUGCAGCAACAGCCAAUGAGAGCUCAGGCAGAUACUUCUGGCUCCGCCCCCCACAAGCUCUGUGCUUUUCAUUAUUGAUGUCCACAGCACUGGAAUGUGUUUUCGAGGCUGUAAUGUUCACGCAGCCGAUGCUUCUCACAGGAUCCGUCUCGACUGACAGUUUUAUGAGUUUGUCUGUUGUGUUGUUGAUUU